Messenger RNA from Venustampulla echinocandica, 1002 nucleotides. RefSeq lists its product as uncharacterized. The transcript has a single exon. Bases 1 to 1002 code for a protein of 333 amino acids. The record is from RefSeq and is a predicted model, not a curated record. NCBI's taxonomy places the organism in Eukaryota, Fungi, Ascomycota, Leotiomycetes, Helotiales, Pleuroascaceae.
AUGCCAGCCGCCUCCAUGGCAUCUAGUCGCCGCGGACGGAAGAAGUCGUCUGGCAGAAGACCAUGGGAAUGGAGAGUGUGGCAUGACGGCGAGGAUGAUAAUUCCAAUUUUGCGGAUGUCUCUGGGUCCAACAUCCUCCCUACUGGGAGACGAAGAACAGCAACAUCUGCGGAACCAAAACCCAAGAUUUGCGAAAUUAUUGGCCCGUCACAGACAGCCGGAUCGCAAUGGGAAGUCGAGCCAUUAACUAAUUUGCCAUUACCAAAUCCUGCUUACAGCUCCAAUGCCGAUGGGGAUGGGGAUACGAUCGUGGUGCAAGGAUAUGGAUUCGGUCCCAAUGCAUUGGAAUCGACAAUAGAAGCACCGACUUCUGCACUAGAUCAGGUGUCAAGCGUCCCCAGUCAGUAUCAAAUUCCACAAGAAGAACGCAGCGAAUCGCAAGACGCUAUGGGCAUUGAUGAAAAGCAAAAUGAGCUCGAUGCUAGUGAGGCGCAGGUUGGCAUCAACGUGAGCGAAAGACAAGAUGCUUGUAUCACUGAAAAACAGAAUGAGCUCGAUAUUGGCGUUGCGGAAAUCCAACAACAUGUCGGGAUGGGUGAAAAGCCAGCGGAUACCAUCACAACUAAAGCUAAAAUAAAUAUUGGCAUCAGUGAGGAACAACCUAAUCGGGGGCUCAGCGAAAACCAUUGUCACAUUAACAUCAACAAAAAGUCGCAUGAACUGGAUAUUGCUCGCAUGGCAAAUCAUCUCGACAUCAAUGACGAGCAAGCUGUGGCGCAGAUCGCUGAACUGCAAAACUUGGCUCGCUCAGGUCUCUCAGGCGCGGCCUAUGCUAUGCACCCAGAUCAUAAACCUAGGGAAUAUAGAUCUCCACAUUCCCCAAAGACCAAACCUAGCUUCGGCGAGGGCGCUGAUAACAAUGCCGCCCUCGAAAAUGCCUGGUCACACGGCUUUCCAUCCAUACCAAAUAUACCGGUUGGUACCGUUCUAAACCCCAACUAG